AUGCAGGAGGUGCACGAUUAUGUGAUGUGUGAAGCUGUCAGUGGGAUAACCAGGAGGACAGAGAAGAUAAUAGAAACAGUCCUUACCUGCAAGUUUAUUCACCCCUCUAUAGAAGUGUCAGCCAGGCAAUUCUCUUUCCUUGUGAACAAGAAACCCAGGGAUGUCCUGACUCUGCAGUACCAGCCUUUGGCUUUAAAAAACACCUGCCUGCUGCCACUGGACCUUAUGCUGGACUUGGAGCAGCCAUUCCUGGUCUGUGAUGAGGACCAGCAACCCCUCCCAGAUGGCCAGCCUGUGAGAGUGGGUGUAGGGGAGACCUGUCAUCUCUACGUUGCAUUUGACCCAGCUUAUGAACUGGAUUUUAAGAGCUGGAAAAAAGAGAAGAUUCUGAACAUAGACAUGGUCAGGGGCCAUCCUUUUGUGGAGCGUAUCGUCCUUCGGGGAGAAGUGCACUUCCCAAAUCUCCAAAUCCAGCCCAGCACCCUAAAGUUUGGCUGCAUCGUGGCUGGCACUAAAGAAGUGCGUUCUCUGGAGAUGACCAACUGCAGCUCCCUUCCCGUGGAGUACCACUGGACAUUCCAUUCCAAGAGCCAGGUUUACAGGUUGAGGUCCCUGGUCAUAGUUAUGUUAUAUUCCAGAUAUGAGCUUUCCGCACCUAAAUUCCAACCCAAACCACCAAAGGAGAAGAGAACCAGUUUGGAAUCCUCAGUAUCUCGAAGGAGACGCUUCAGGAUCAGAAAAGAGGAGCCAGUCACGGCCCUGAAAGAAUCGCAGGAUCCUGCCCAAUCUUCAGGAGCAGAGGUGCCACCAGAAAGCCGUGGACGGUAUUACAUCCCACUAGGGCUCGUGGGAGUCAAAUCCCCCAUGGAUGUACUGCACACUCCCCUCGAAGUGGAGGAGGUUUUCAGUAUCGCGCCACUGUCAGGUGUGCUGCGGCCAGGAGAGAGCCAGCAGGUCUCCUUCACCUUCUCUAGCGGCUUCAACACCAUCUCUGAUGUCAUGGCACUGUGCCACGUGGAGGGAGGCCCCACCUACGAGGUGGUGGUGACGGGGGAGACCUCCUGUGUCAGCUACUCCCUGAGCCCCCGGGAGAUCGACUGUGGCUCUCAGAUGUUUAACGAAAUUCAUCACAGCAAGGUCACCCUGGAGAACACUUGCAGGAGUGAAUUCAGCUGGGUGCUAAACCCUAGCACUGCAGACCAGCAGCUGCCUGGAGUGUUUCUGGUCAACCCCACCACUGGCUCCAUUGCACCUGGUGAGAAGCAAGUGCUGGAAUUCUCUUACAUGCCAGGAUUACCAGGAGCUUUCAGCAGGACUUACCAGCUUAAAGUGGGUGACCUGGACCCGGAAAAUAUUUGUCUGAAAGGAGAAGCAUCCUUUCCAAUGAUCUGUAUGAACCUGCCCUGGAACAUCAAAGAAAAUGAAAAAGAUGAGAAGCCUCUGACACAGCUCGUAAAACUCGCGCAAGAACACAGUCAGAGGAAGAAAUCCGUUGAUCGGAAGAAGACUCAAAGCCUGAAGACUGGGACCUUGAAGUCUCAGACCCAAAAAACUCGGACUGCAACGAGUCUGAGUCCGAAGACUGGGAACCUGAAUCCUGAUGUGCUUGACUCUGGCAUUGCACCAAACACUCAGCAGAUAAACACGGUGAAGACGCUGAUUGAGAAGGCUGCUCUGGAGAUGCAGGAAAAGCUCACACCCCAUCCCCCAGAGAGCAAGUUCCCUGACAAAGAACUGUGCCAGAGCCUUGUCAAAGUUGAGCUGCCUGAGUAUGUCCUGGACAUGGGCACUGUCCGUAAGGGUUUCACUGAGAGAAGCACUCUGGAGAUCACCAACCCUGGGCAGAUCCCAGUGUCCUUCCAGAUCGAUGUAUCUGUCCUGCAGGACACAGGUAAGCAGUGCUGGAGACACUUCUGUUUCAGCAUGGAGCUGGACCAGGUGCAGGGCCUGCCCCACAGCCACACCAGGACGUUUGACGUGCGCUUUGAAAGUAUCCGGCAGCCACGGGGUGACGUGGAUGUGCUGCUGCCCAUAGAGGUGAAAAAAGGCCCCACAUAUAACAUCCGUCUGCGUGCCGCUGUGUCUGAGCUGUCACUCGAACUCUCCAAGAACACUCUGCACUUCUCUGCUCUGCUCGUUGGGCAGUGCCAGGUUGAGACAAUCCAGCUCUACAACUGGUUCCGAGUACCCUGCCGAUGGUCCAUCAAGCCUGUUCAGAAGAACAAUCAGCACAUGUACAUGACACCAGCCGUACAUCAGAAGCAGCAGGCGCUGGAGGAUGAGCCCUGUCCCUUUGAAGUGAAGCCUUCCAAAGGAACCCUUGGUGCAGGAAGGUGGCAGAAGCUGCAAAUCACAUUUACACCCAAGGAGGAGAGGUCUUACAAGAAUGAGCUGGAGCUUAACAUUAAUGGGAGCAGCAAUUGCUUAAAGCUGCAGCUCUCCGGACAAGGUCUGGAGCCGCGGUUGGAGUUCAGCCCUCCAGCACUAAAGAUGGGAUGGAUGCUGGUGGACAGCACUGGGGUGGAGGCCACAGUGGUGGUGAAGAACCCAUGCAACUUUCCCAUUGAGUUUUACUCCCUGGAUUUUGAUGAGCAGCACCUUGAGAAGAAGAAGGUCACAGAUCCGAAGACCUUGACUGGGGAGAUCCUGAGGGAUGGGAAGCUGCCAGCGGAAGACCAGAUGCUGGAACAUCUGGGACUGCAUCCCGACAGCCCUCCCCUUUCCCCUGCUGCUGUGCUCUCCAGUGUCGAGUACCCAGAGAAGCGGCUGGGCUCUGCAGAGCGUGUGCAGGACAAUCUGCUGGGUGCUCCAGUGGUGCCAGCACUGAAGGCCAAGGCCCCAGAUGCAAAGGGCAGUUCUGCCAAGGGCCAACCAAAGACGGGUAAAGCAACCAGCAGAGACAGAUCUGCAAAGGAGAAGCAGAUCUCCACACGGAGAACAGAAAGUUCCCGAGGCUCCUCUGCAACAAGAUCCAAAAGUACGCUGGAAAGGGCCUCAACCCCCACAGUAUUCCUCAGGCUUAAACAGUACCGGUGGAUAGUGCCUGCCCAGGGUGAGGUGGAACUGAAGGUCAACUUCUUCGCCAAAAAGCCAGGGAGGUUUGAGCAGACACUGAGCUUUGAGCUUGUGCCAUCAAAGCGCCAGUACAAGCUGCCCUGCAGUGGCACUGGCCUGUACCCCAGCAUCAGCCAGAACCCACGGGUGGUGUUUCCACAGUGGAGGGCGACCAUGAAGGAAGGUGAAGUCAUCUUCAAGGAAUAUGUUGAGAGCACAAAGCAAUUCCACUUUGGACCACUGCUGUGUGGGAGAUCAAGAGAGUGGUUACUUUCCCCUAACCCUUACAAUUGGACAGUUUCUGAUCCCUUCUACCCCUAUAUAAGGGGCUACUUUAGCCCAUUCUGGCUAGAAGAGCUGUCCCUGGAACCCUUCACGGACCCCUCAAUAGACCCUCGCUGUGGAAUCUCCGAGGCCUCUCCUCUCUCUCUCACCGUAACAGUCUUUUCAGCCUUUUCCCCUUUUGUUGACAGGUACAAGACCCAGAACUGUCCUGGCAACUCUGAAAAUAUAACCAUCUUCAACAACUCCCCCACGGACGUAAAGGUCCGAUUCUCCUUUGAGAAUGCUGGGGAAGCAGAUACGUUCCUUUUGAACCCUCCCCGCAUGAGACUGAAACCAAAGGAGAAGAAGGAGCUGACCAUUUGGGCAUACCCCACUUCCCCUGGCUUCCUGGAAGACAAACUCGUCUGCAGCAUUGAGAAGAACCCGAACCCAGUGGUCUUCAGCCUGUGCUGCUAUGGGGUGGGCAUGAAGAUGGAGGUCAGCACCCGGGAGCUGUCUUUUGACAAACUGCUUCUGCACAGGACUGACUGCAGGACCUUCGUCCUGAAAAACAACAGCAUGCUGCCCAUGGCCUGGCAGCUCCGUGGGCUGGAUGACCUUGUUGAGAACUUCUCCUUGUCACAAAAUAAUGGCAUCCUUGAUCCCCGCUCAGAGUUUGAAGUGACACUGCAUUUCAAGGCUGAGCAGAUUGGCAGCAUUGAGAAGACCCUCCGACUAGAGGUUUCAGAUGCAGAAAACAUCCUGGGGGUUGUUCAGACAGAAAACAUCAAAAUCUCUGCAGAGGUCUAUGAUGUUUCUCUGGGCAUUGACAUGCCUGAAGGUGCAGAUGGAAGCUUGGAAUUUGGAACAAUUAAUGUCCUGGAUAAGGUGAAGAAAGUCCUGAGUCUAAAGAUCAAAGGGAUAUACAGGAUUGAGUACAGGUUCACGCUGAAGGGUGCAGGUCCCAGGAUGCAAGACUUGGCAUCCUACUUCACCGUUACACCUCAGUCGGGCAUGGUGAAUGCCUCCCACCCUGAUGCGAGUGUUGAGAUAAUCUUCCACCCCACAAGUGAAAUCCUCCUCAAGAACAUACCCAUCCUGUACUGCCAGGUGAUAGAUGCCAGCUCAGGUGAAGGAGGCCAGGCUGUUACCAACAUCCCAAUAAGAGUGUCGGCCAAAGCCGAGUACAGCAAGUACAGCAUUGUGCCUGCCUCACCCACCGACUUCGGAGCCAUGAUCAAGGGCACCAAGAAGAGCCGGACUGUUGUGCUGAAGAACAACGGCACGCUCAGCUUCAAAUUCCACAUCCGCCGAGAACCCAAGCUUGCAUCUGCAUUGGAAAGCAAAAGGUCUGAGAAGCCCUGCACCACCCUUCCUGUCAUACACGCCACAGCUGGUAUGUGGCAGGCAGCCAGGAGACUUGGGCUAUCGUCCAUUUGCGUCCCUGGCUUGGGGAGAGGGAGCAAAAAAACACCUCAGUAUCCCCAUGUAUAGUACAAAGCUGGUGACUGAGCUGCUCAGUCCAGCAAUAGGAGCUGCUGGCUGCUCUCUGGGAGCCAUCAGGAGCAGGAAGGCUUUCCUCUGUGAGGAGGAAGGCCAGCUUUGGCCUUUGAGGCAGGGGAGCUCAGCAUGACAGAUACCUCUGUUUUCUCCUC
Messenger RNA from Haemorhous mexicanus (house finch), 4973 nucleotides. Its product is annotated as hydrocephalus-inducing protein homolog. Gene Ontology annotation, biological process: cilium movement; axonemal central apparatus assembly. The coding region runs from base 1 to 4812 and encodes 1603 amino acids. The transcript has 28 exons. The record is from RefSeq and is a predicted model, not a curated record. Lineage: Eukaryota; Metazoa; Chordata; Aves; Passeriformes; Fringillidae. Gene Ontology annotation, cellular component: axoneme.